This is a messenger RNA of Arabis nemorensis, 270 nucleotides long. The record is from the annotation of a GenBank genome assembly. Lineage: Eukaryota; Viridiplantae; Streptophyta; Magnoliopsida; Brassicales; Brassicaceae.
AUGCCUAUGGCACCACCAAUGAUGCCAAUGACUCCAUCAAUGAGCCCAAUGGGCCCAUCACCUAUGCCUAUGGGCCCAACCCCAAGCCCAUUAUCAGUUCCCGACAUGGCUUCACCACCGAUGCCACCAUCAAUGGCAUCUGGUCCUUCCCCGGGAGCAAUGCCACCAGCGAUGGCCUCGCCUGAUUCCGGAGCUUUCAAUGUUAAAAACGACGUCGUUGCAUUUUCGUGCAUCGUUGGAGUUGUUGCAGGUCAAUUUCUCCUUGUUUGA